Molecule: messenger RNA, 342 nt
Organism: Symbiodinium pilosum
Lineage: Eukaryota; Dinophyceae; Suessiales; Symbiodiniaceae
Source: the annotation of a GenBank genome assembly
GAGCGCCUAUGACACGCUGUAUGGCUACGAGGACCUCCGGCCUCUGCUGUUGUCCCUGAUUCCCUUCACUCCGUCGCAACGCGCACAUGUGAACGUGCUGCACGCAGGCUGCGGCACCAGCAACGUCACCGAGGGUUUGUGGCGCGAUGGCUUUCGAAGCAUCCUCAACAUCGAUUUCAGCGACGUCUUGGUGAAGUUGAUGGCCGACCGUUGGGCAGAGCGAGCUGCGUUGAGCGAAGAGGAGGAUGCAAUGUCAGCAGGUGUUCGGUGGGAGCAGAUGGACCUCACAGAGUUGUCACCGCUAGCACCUGCUUCCUUCGAUAUGGCACUGGAAAAGUUUAC